AUGCUGAGUGAAGCAUCCAGCAGUCACCGAUGUCCAGACCAAUGGAAGAAAAGAGCAGCAAGAAUUAAAUUGAAUGAAACCCAAAAACAGGACAUUAAAGAGGCCUUUGAUUUAUUUGAUGUUGAUGGAUCUGGAACCAUAGAUGUGAAAGAAUUGAAGAUUGCAAUGAGAGCCUUGGGAUUUGAACCGAAGAAAGAUGAAAUUAAAAAAAUGAUAGCUGAAAUUGAUAAAAAGGGAAUUGGCACCAUUGCUUUUGAUGAUUUUUUGGCUAUAAUGACUGUGAAAAUGAGUGAAAAAGAUGAAAAUCAAGAAAUAUUGAAGGCUUUCAAGUUAUUUGAUGAUGAUGAUACAGGAACCAUAACACUAAGCAAUAUUAAGAGAGUUGCUAAGGAACUAGGAGAAAAUUUAACAGAUGAAGAACUUCAGGAAAUGCUUGAUGAGGCUGAUCGUGAUGGUGAUGGAGCAAUAAAUGAGGAAGAAUUUCUGAGAAUUAUGAAAAAGACUUCUCUUUAUUAG
Elephantulus edwardii (Cape elephant shrew) is the source of this 516-nucleotide messenger RNA. RefSeq names its product centrin-4-like. The transcript has 5 exons. The record is from RefSeq and is a predicted model, not a curated record. The coding region runs from base 1 to 516 and encodes 171 amino acids. Gene Ontology annotation, biological process: centriole replication; nucleotide-excision repair; mitotic cell cycle. Gene Ontology annotation, molecular function: calcium ion binding. Gene Ontology annotation, cellular component: centrosome; centriole. Lineage: Eukaryota; Metazoa; Chordata; Mammalia; Macroscelidea; Macroscelididae.